GUGUGGAUAUUAAAAGAGUAAAUAAUGAAAGAGUGGACAAUGAAAGAGUUAACAAUAAAAAGAUGAACAGUGAAAAGGUAGAUGACAAAAGAGUGGAUAAUGGAAGAGUAGAUAAUAAAAGUAUGAAUAAUAAAAGAAUAGAUGCAGGUGAAGAUAUUGAGAAAACAAAUGCAAGAAUAGAUAAAAAAAUGGACAAGAGAAUAGUAUACAAAAGAAUAAAAUUACCUGAGGAAGAUAAUCAUGGAAUUCGACCAACUAAAAGGCAUAAAUUGUCUACUACUUCUUCUUUAGAUAAACGUUCAGAAUCUACUCUUCGAGACAAAACCAAUAUUCAACAAACAUCAGCACAUAAACUAUAUCAAAGUAUAGCUUCAAAGUCACUUGAAUGA
This is a messenger RNA of Dentiscutata erythropus, 389 nucleotides long. The record is from the annotation of a GenBank genome assembly. NCBI's taxonomy places the organism in Eukaryota, Fungi, Glomeromycota, Glomeromycetes, Diversisporales, Gigasporaceae.